AUGCUUCUGGAUGCGGGUCCGCAGUUCCCGACCCUCGGGGUGGGUACUUUCGCGAGACACCACCACCACCACCAUCACCACUCCACCGCCGACAUGUCCGACCGGGAUCUGGCCAUGCCUCAGAACACCUUCGUCGACUCGGCGCACAUGGGCGCCUUCAAGCUGAACGCCGGCGUCCACCACGACCUUCCAUCCGCCGCUCAGAGCUCGGCUUUCAGCGCACAGGCGGCGGCCGGCCCGGGAUACGCUUCCGCUCUGGCUCCCCACGCCGCCCAUGUCGGCUCCUACUCGGGAGCCGCUUUCAACUCCACGCGGGACUUUAUCUUCCGCAGCCGUGGCUUCACCGAUUCGAGCCCGGCCACUGGCCAGCACGGUAUCUUCGGACCGAGCCCUGGGGGCUUACAUCACCCACAUUCGGACACCUCGGCACACAUUCUGUUCCCCGGCAUCCACGAACAGGGAGCAUCGCACCCGUCUCCAAACGCGCACGUCCUGAACGGCCAGAUGCGCCUGGGACUGGCCAGUGAAGUAUUUGGGCGCUCAGACCAGUGUCCCAGGACUGACCCUUUCUCGGCCACCCAAGUACACCACCACCACCAUCACAACUAUGGACAGAUGAAUAUGAACAUGGGUAUGAAUAUGGCGACACAUCACGGCGCAGGAGCCUUCUUCCGAUACAUGCGGCAGCCCAUCAAGCAGGAACUAAUCUGUAAAUGGGUCGACCCCGAGCAACUGACGAACCCCAAAAAGACCUGCAAUAAAACCUUCAGCACUAUGCACGAGCUGGUCACCCACGUUUCGGUGGAACACGUCGGCGGUCCGGAGCAGACUAACCACAUCUGCUUCUGGGAAGAUUGCUCCCGGGAAGGCAAGCCUUUCAAAGCCAAAUACAAAUUGGUGAAUCACAUCAGGGUGCACACAGGCGAGAAGCCGUUCCCCUGCCCGUUUCCCGGCUGCGGCAAAGUUUUUGCCAGGUCAGAGAACUUAAAGAUCCACAAACGCACCCACACAGGUGAAAAACCAUUUAAAUGCGAAUUUGAAAGCUGUGACAGGCGUUUCGCCAACAGCAGCGACAGGAAGAAGCACAUGCACGUGCACACUUCAGAUAAGCCAUACCUGUGCAAAAUGUGCGACAAGUCCUACACGCACCCCAGUUCUCUGAGGAAACACAUGAAGGUCCAUGAAUCAUCUCAGGGUUCUGAGUCUUCACCGGCAGCUAGCUCUGGCUACGAAUCUUCCACUCCGCCAGUCCUGGUGUCACCGUCUGCCGAACCCCCGAACAGCAAUAAUUUAUCCCCCGCCUCCACUGCCGUGCACACCAACGCCGGCAUCUCUUCCAACUUCAAUGAAUGGUACGUGUAA
Hypanus sabinus (Atlantic stingray) is the source of this 1362-nucleotide messenger RNA. RefSeq names its product zic family member 2 (odd-paired homolog, Drosophila), a (gene ptprjb.2). Gene Ontology annotation, cellular component: nucleus. The record is from RefSeq and is a predicted model, not a curated record. Bases 1 to 1362 code for a protein of 453 amino acids. NCBI's taxonomy places the organism in Eukaryota, Metazoa, Chordata, Chondrichthyes, Myliobatiformes, Dasyatidae. Gene Ontology annotation, biological process: regulation of transcription by RNA polymerase II; central nervous system development. Gene Ontology annotation, molecular function: DNA-binding transcription factor activity, RNA polymerase II-specific; RNA polymerase II cis-regulatory region sequence-specific DNA binding. The transcript has 3 exons.